AUGACCGCACCUGGCUCUUCUCCCGAUGCUCCUAAGAGACCUAAGGGUAUUCUGAAAAACAACAGCUCGUACAUGGGCGAGCACUCCUCUCGCGGUCCUCCCUCGCCAACCAACACACAUGCUGCCAUCCACGCCGACACUCCCAGUAACCCUGACCGUCCUGCUCUCAACCGCGAAAUGUCUGAGAAAGAGGUCGUUCAAAUGAAUACUGAGAUCAACGCUGGUGGCCGUCGCAACUCUUCGAAUCCUCGCAGCAGCGUUUCGCGUCGCCAAUCCGCUGCUGAUGGAAGCCAUCAAGGAGAACACCCCUCACCCAGGCUGAAGUGGGAUGAGGGCAAUCUCUUCCUCAAUGAGAGCCAGAUGGGUGGCAAGAUGAAGAUUGACGAGCCGAAGACACCCUACGUUGGCCGCUACGACCCUGACGAGGAUGAAGAAACCUCUGCUCUCAACCCUGAUGACUUGAUGGUUGACGAACUGGACAAGGCACAGGUUCUUGAAAGUGAUGGAUCCAGCAAGAAAAAGCCCCGUGAGGUUGAUAUCCCCGAUCUCGAUCUUGGAGAGCCUGAGCAGGAUACGAUCGAGCGCAGACACAGUGAUUCGGAGAAGAGAGUCAUGGUGGAUCCUGAUCAGAUGGACAUCGAUGGCGCGAGACAUGGAGAGACUCCCGAAAACAUCCCCCAGGAGGAGAGGGAGAAGCACGAGAAGUUUGAAAACAUGAGGAAGAAGCACUACGAGAUGCACAACAUUAAGAAUCUGCUUGGACACGAUACCGAGGAACUCGACGACGAGUAA
Aureobasidium namibiae CBS 147.97 is the source of this 792-nucleotide messenger RNA. RefSeq lists its product as uncharacterized. The transcript has 3 exons. Gene Ontology annotation, biological process: regulation of signal transduction. Lineage: Eukaryota; Fungi; Ascomycota; Dothideomycetes; Dothideales; Saccotheciaceae. Bases 1 to 792 code for a protein of 263 amino acids. The record is from RefSeq and is a predicted model, not a curated record. Gene Ontology annotation, molecular function: protein phosphatase inhibitor activity.